AUGCUUUACUUGAUCUUGUCACUAGUCAUUUUCUUGGUGUUGGUCCGCUUAAGAAGACAAGCAAAUGUCGUAGCCUUCUUUCAUCCAUAUUGCAAUGCGGGAGGCGGAGGCGAGCGUGUGUUGUGGUGUGGAAUCAGUUCAUUACAGAAAAAGUUCCCGUCCAAGAACUAUAUCGUGUUCACCGGGGAUCGGGAUGCUACGAAAGAACAAAUCUUGCUGAAAGCUAAACAGAGAUUCGGAAUUGAAAUCGACCCUGAUAACAUCACCUUUGAAUAUUUGAGAUUGCGUCGAUUAGUCGAAGCCGAUCUAUAUCCUCGAUUCACUCUCCUUCUCCAAACUAUUUUUGGUUUCGUCCUAGGAUUCGAAGCUCUUCUCAAAGUCAAUCCUGAGGUAUUCAUUGAUAGUAUGGGCUAUCCGUUCACUCUGCCACUUUUCAAGUUCAUCGGAGGGUGCAAAGUUGCUGCUUAUGUUCAUUAUCCCACUAUAUCAUGUGAUAUGAUUGACUUAGUGGAACGUCGUCAAGAAUCAUACAAUAAUUCCGAGCUUAUUGUGAGAUCUUCAAUUCUGAGUAAACUCAAAUUGCUCUAUUAUAAAAUAUUCGCCUUGGUUUACGGAUUAGCCGGAAAAGCGGCUGAUGUUGUUAUGGUGAAUGGAAGUUGGACAUGUGAGCACAUCAAACGGUUAUGGGGAGUAUCUCCUGUCGUAGUCUUCCCCCCAUGUGACGUUUCCUCAUUUCUGAUGUUGGAGCAAAACGCGGAAACAUGGUUCGCUUCCGAUAAUGUUGUUCGAAUUGUUUCUGUUGGUCAAAUAAGGCCAGAGAAGAAUCAUCGUCUGCAAUUGGAAGUUCUGAAAGAUGUGAAGGCUUUCGCGGAGCAACGUAAUCUCAAAGUUCAACUAGCUAUAGCUGGAGGAUGUAGAGGCGCUGAAGAUGAACAGCGCGCACGCGAUUUGAAGGCUUAUGCCAAAGAGUUGGGUGUCGAGUCUGAUGUUGAUUUUCUUCUCAACAUCUCCUUUGAUGACCUUUUAGACACCAUGGGUAAAUCAUUGAUUUCCAUCCACACAAUGACGAAUGAACAUUUCGGAAUCUCUGUAGUGGAAGGGCUUGCUGCAGGAACCAUAAUGGUUGCUCACAACUCAGCUGGACCAAAAAAGGAUAUCGUGGUUAAGGAUACGAAAAAGAAACAACAAGUUGGGUACUUGGCGGAUACAAGAGCAGACUAUGUGAAGAGUAUAGAAGAAAUCCUAUCAAAAUCUGUAAAUGAAAGAAAUGCUAUACGUGAGGCAGCUCGCGAUUCUACUAAAAGAUUUUCAGAAAAUAUAGCCAUGAAGCUCUAUUCUAUUAUGGUUUACCACAAAAGUCCAGAGGGAACUGUUCGUCCCUUCAAGGCUCAAUAUGACCUUUCCUCCUUCGGGUUCUUCCAAAGAGGCUCUGUCCAGGAGUUUAUGUUAUUCACAGGAAGACUUCUUGUAGAGAGAUCUGGAAUGGGUGCUCGCAGUAGUGUCAAGGAGAAUGAAUACUAUCUUCACUGUUAUGUUAGAGCUGAUGGUUUAGCUGCAGUGAGUGUUACAGAUGCUGAAUAUCAAGCACGUGUAGCCAUGUCUUUCAUGACACGAGUUUUGGAUGAUUUCACUGCCAAGGUCCCUUCUGUCCAAUGGAAGCAAAUCCAGACUGAAAAAGAUUGUACCUACGCUGGAUUGGAAGAUCUGUUAAAGAAAUGGCAAACUCCCCGUGAAGCUGACCCUAUGACUAGAGUUCAAGAAGAAGUUGAAGAAACGAAAAUAGUUAUGCACAACACCAUCCAAUCUGUUCUGGACCGCGGAGAGAAACUAGACGACUUGGUCAAGAAGAGUGAGAAUUUAUCCGACCAAUCGAAACUGUUCUACACCCAAGCCCGGAAAAUGAACAAGUGCUGUAACUACGUUUAG
Auanema sp. JU1783 is the source of this 1926-nucleotide messenger RNA. The record is from the annotation of a GenBank genome assembly. Lineage: Eukaryota; Metazoa; Nematoda; Chromadorea; Rhabditida; Rhabditidae.